AAGUGGCAGAGGAGUAAUAACUGCCCUUGUCUCUCGGGAGUGAGGUACCUGGAGUUCAGGGGACCCACCUGUUGACAAUGACAGCGGACGAGUUGGUUUUCUUUGUGAAUGGCAAAAAGGUGGUGGAGAAAAAUGCAGAUCCAGAAACAACCCUUUUGGCCUACCUGAGAAGAAACUUGGGGCUGAGCGGGACCAAGCUGGGCUGUGGAGAAGGGGGCUGUGGAGCUUGCACCGUGAUGCUUUCCAAGUAUGAUCGUCUCCAGAACAAGAUCAUCCACUUUUCUGCCAAUGCCUGCCUGGCCCCCAUCUGUUCCUUGCACCAUGUUGCCGUGACGACUGUGGAAGGGAUAGGAAGCACCAAGUCCAGGCUGCAUCCCGUGCAGGAGAGAAUUGCCAAAAGUCACGGUUCCCAGUGUGGGUUCUGCACCCCCGGCAUGGUCAUGAGCAUGUACACGCUGCUCCGGAACCAGCCCGAGCCCACUGUGGAGGAGAUCGAGAAUUCCUUCCAAGGAAACCUGUGCCGCUGCACAGGCUACAGACCCAUCAUCCAGGGCUUCCGCACCUUUGCCAGGGAUGGUGGGUGCUGUGGAGGGAAUGUGGACAACCCAAACUGCUGCAUGAACCAGAAGAAAGACGACACACAGGUCACUGAGUCUCCAUGUUUAUUCAACCCAGAGGAGUUCAUGCCCUUGGAUCCUACCCAGGAGCCCAUCUUCCCACCAGAGUUGCUGAGGCUGAAAGACGCGCCCCGGAAGCAGCUACGUUUUGAAGGGGAGCGUGUGACCUGGAUCCAGGCCUCCACCCUGAAGGAGCUACUGGACCUCAAGGCGCAGUACCCCGAGGCCAAGCUGGUGGUAGGGAACACGGAGAUCGGCAUUGAGAUGAAGUUUAAGAACAUGCUGUUUCCUGUGAUCGUCAGCCCAGCCUGGAUCCCCGAGCUGAAUGUAGUGGAGCACGGCCCAGAGGGGAUCUCCUUCGGAGCCGCUUGCCCUCUGGAAUCUGUGGAAAAGACCCUGAAAGAUGCCGUGGCCAAGCUUCCUGCCCACAAGACAGAGGUGUUCAGAGGCGUCCUGGAGCAGAUGCGCUGGUUUGCCGGGAAGCAGGUCAAGUCUGUGGCGUCCAUCGGAGGGAACAUCAUUACCGCCAGCCCCAUCUCCGACCUCAACCCGGUGUUCAUGGCCAGCGGGGCCAAGCUGACCAUCGUGUCCAGAGGCACCAGGAGAACGGUUCCGAUGGACCACACCUUCUUCCCUGGCUACAGAAAGACGCUGCUAGGUCCAGAAGAGAUACUGCUUUCCAUUGAGAUCCCCUACAGCAGGGAGGGCGAGUUUUUCUCAGCCUUUAAGCAGGCCUCCCGGAGAGAAGAUGACAUAGCCAAGGUGACCUGCGGCAUGAGAGUCCUGUUCCAGCCAGGAACCACACAGGUGAAGGAGCUGGCCCUUUGCUAUGGCGGAAUGGCCGACAGAACCAUCUCAGCCUUCAAGACCACGCGGAAGCAGCUGUCCAAUUUCUGGAACGAGAAGCUGCUGCAUGAGGUGUGUGCAGGCCUGGCGGAGGAGCUGUAUCUGCCCCCCGAUGCCCCGGGCGGCAUGGUGGACUUCCGGCGCACACUCACCCUCAGCUUCUUCUUCAAGUUCUACCUGACGGUGCUUCAUAAGCUGGGCAAAGAGCAUCCGGAAGAUAAAUGUGGCAAACUGGACCCCACCUUUGCCAGCGCCACCUUCCUCUUUCAGAAAGACCCUCCGGCCAAUGUCCAGCUCUUCCAGGAGGUGCCCAAGGGUCAGUCUGAGGAGGACACGGUGGGCCGGCCCCUGCCCCACCUGGCCUCGGCCAUGCAGGCCUCCGGAGAGGCCGUGUACUGUGACGACAUCCCUCGCUAUGAGAAUGAGCUGUCCCUCCGGCUGGUCACCAGCACCCUGGCACACGCCAAGAUCAAGUCCAUAGAUAUUUCAGAAGCUCAGAAGGUGCCAGGGUUUGUUUGCUUUGUCUCUGCUGAUGAUAUUCCUGGGAGUAACACAACUGGACUUGGUGAUGAUGAAACAGUCUUUGCGAAGGAUAAGGUGACUUGCGUUGGGCACAUCAUUGGCGCCGUGGUCACCGACACCCCAGAGCACGCACAGAGAGCAGCUCAAGGAGUGAAAAUCACCUAUGAAGAACUUCCAGCCAUUAUCUCCAUUGAGGAUGCGAUAAAAAACAACUCCUUUUGGGGGCCGGAGCUGAAGAUCGAGAAAGGAGACCUCAAGAAGGGGUUUUCGGAAGCAGAUAACGUUGUUUCAGGUGAGUUGUAUAUUGGUGGCCAAGAUCACUUCUACCUGGAGACUCAUUGCACCAUCGCUGUCCCAAAAGGCGAGGCAGGGGAGAUGGAGCUCUUUGUGUCCACACAGAAUACCAAUAAGACCCAGAGCUUUGUUGCAAACAUGCUGGGGGUUCCAGCAAACCGGAUUGUGGUCCGAGUGAAGAGAAUGGGAGGAGGCUUUGGAGGGAAGGAGACCCGGAGCACCCUGGUGUCCACAGCAGUAGCCCUGGCUGCACACAAGACUGGCCGCCCUGUACGCUGCAUGCUGGAUCGUGAUGAGGACAUGCUGAUCACUGGCGGCAGACAUCCCUACCUGGGCAGAUACAAGGUUGGCUUCAUGAAGACGGGGAAGAUUGUCGCCCUGGAGGUGGAGCACUACAGCAAUGCCGGGAACUCCCUGGAUCUCUCUAGGGGUGUAAUGGAGCGAACUCUACUCCAUAUGGACAAUGGCUACAAAAUCCCCAACAUCCGGGGCACUGGGCGGCUAUGCAAGACCAACCUGUCCUCCAACACGGCCUUCCGGGGUUUCGGGGGGCCCCAGGGGAUGCUCAUUGCCGAGCACUGGAUGAGUGAAGUUGCAGUGACCUGUGGGCUGCCUGCUGAGGAAGUGCGGAGGAAGAACAUGUACAAAGAAGGGGACCUGACAUACUUCGACCAGAAGCUUGAGGGGUUCACCUUGCCCAGGUGCUGGGAUGAAUGUCUGGCAAGCUCUCAGUAUCACGCUCGGAAGAGUGAGGUUGACAAGUUCAACAAGGAGAAUUGUUGGAAAAAGAGAGGACUGUGCAUAAUUCCUACCAAGUUUGGAAUAUCCUUCCUUACUCCUUUUCUGAAUCAGGCAGGAGCCCUGAUUCAUGUGUACACAGAUGGCUCCGUGCUGCUGACCCAUGGGGGCACUGAGAUGGGCCAGGGUCUCCACACCAAGAUGGUACAGGUGGCCGGCAAAGCUCUGAAGAUCCCCACCUCUAAGAUUUACAUCAGCGAGACCAGCACUAGUACAGUGCCCAACACCUCUCCCACGGCCGCCUCUGUCAGCACUGACAUCAACGGACAGGCCGUCUAUGAAGCUUGUCAGACCAUCCUGAAGAGGCUGGAGCCCUUCAAGAGAAAGAACCCCAAUGGCUCCUGGGAAGACUGGGUCAAGGCCGCCUACCAGGAUGCAGUGAGCUUGUCUGCUACUGGGUUUUACAAAACACCCAACGUUGGCUACAGCUUUGAGACCAACUCAGGGAAACCCUUCCACUACUUCACCUACGGGGUGGCUUGCUCGGAAGUGGAAAUUGACUGCUUAACAGGGGACCAUAAGAACCUUCGCACAGACAUCGUCAUGGAUGUUGGCUGCAGUCUGAACCCUGCUAUCGACAUUGGGCAGGUGGAAGGCGCAUUUGUCCAGGGUCUGGGCCUCUUCACACUGGAGGAGCUGCACUACUCGCCCGAGGGCAACCUGCUCACCCGCGGCCCCAGCACCUACAAGAUCCCGGCGUUUGGCAACAUCCCCACUGAGUUCAGGGUGUCCCUGCUCCGUGACAGUCCCAACAAGAAGGCCAUCUACGCAUCCAAGGCUGUCGGGGAGCCGCCUCUCUUCCUGGCUGCCUCCGUCUUCUUUGCCAUCAAGGAUGCCAUCCGUGCAGCCCGAGCUCAGCAUGCAGACAAUAAUACAAAGGUGCUCUUCCAGCUAGACAGCCCUGCCACCCCGGAGAAGAUCCGCAAUGCCUGCGUGGACAAGUUCACCACCCUGAGUGUCACUGAUGUACCAGGAAACUAUAAACCCUGGUCUCGGAGGGUCUGAAGAGAAAGCCCCCAGGGGACUCUUCUCGUGUGAAGCGUGGAACAUGCCCUGAAGAACACGAAUCUAUGAAAACUGCAGGAUGACAACGCAGAACAGUGAAUGCAUUGGAAGAUUCUGAUAAAAAAUGUGAUUUGUAAACAUAAUGAUAAGCAAAUUCAGACCUAUUAGGCUCAAGGUCCAAGUGGCUAUUAGGCAAUGAAGGGUCCUUUCAGGUCUGUUUUAAUCAUGUAUAUGAUUAAAUAGAUUCAGGAAGUGUGUAUGCUAUGUCCCAACUCAUUGGACAGACGAUAUAACCUCAGGUGCUGACAAUGUCUGUCCUUCUGGAAUCCCACAAACCUCCAGAAGCUUGAACGAAAGCUACUUUAAAUCCACAUGCCUUCCUCAGGCAGCCUUUCCUUCGAGCCAAUGAACAUCAUAUUAUCACCUCAGAUCCAUACCUAAAAAUUUUUGUUGGGACAAUGUAGUGAGAUUCAAGCCUCUAACCACCUUUGGGUCAUCGGAGAGAAUAAAGAAUGAAACAAAUUCAAGGUUAA
Molecule: messenger RNA, 4615 nt
Organism: Myotis lucifugus (little brown bat)
Lineage: Eukaryota; Metazoa; Chordata; Mammalia; Chiroptera; Vespertilionidae
Gene: XDH
Product: xanthine dehydrogenase
Exons: 36
Coding region: 78-4082 (1334 amino acids)
Molecular function (GO): FAD binding; molybdopterin cofactor binding; 2 iron, 2 sulfur cluster binding
Source: RefSeq, a predicted model, not a curated record